GCAUCAAAUCUCUGCUCUGACCAUGAAUCUGAGUCUCCUGUCCGUCCUCUCCGUCCUCGUCCAGCUGUGUCUGUCUGUGGAUCCCUGUCCAGCUGAGUGUCGGUGUGACUGGGACGUCCUCAGUGUGUCCUGUGUGGGAGCUGAGCUCUGGCCUGGUUUCCACUCCAGCACUCAGGAGGUGUGGCUCGUCGGGUCCAGACUUUCCUCUGUUCCUCAGAACGCCUUCGUCAACCUGCUCAACGUCUCUCACAUAUACAUCUCUGAGGAUGAUUCUUUAAGACGCCUGGAGAGACAUUCUUUCCACAACCUGUCCAGACUCACACACAUACAACUAACUGGCAUCAGAACUCUGUCGUUCAUCGACCAGGAGGCGUUUAAGAAUCUUCCUAAUUUAACGUACCUGGGGAUCAGUAACACAGGCCUCACCUCGUUUCCUACACUUCAUCAUAUUCAGUCCACUCAAGAGGAUUUUAUCCUGGAGAUAGUGGAGAACAUGUUCAUACAAACCAUUCCUGCUAAUUCCUUCACUGGGAUAUGUGACAACGCUCUGACUGUCCUGUUGAACAGUAACGGUGUGAAGGAGAUCCAGAGCUACGCCUUCAACGGGAGCCGGCUGGAGGAAGUGUUUCUUCACAGGAAUGUGGAUUUGGAACAAAUCGAUGAAUUUGCAUUUGACGGUGUCAUUCACGGCCCAACUCACCUAGACCUUUCAGAAACCCAGGUUCGCUCUCUGCCUUCGAGAGGCCUGCAGACCAUUGAAAAGCUCCGGGCUGAGAACACUUGGGCUCUUAAAGUGCUGCCCCCCCCCAGCGUCUUUCUGCAUCUCCAGAGCGCCGCGCUGACUUUCCCCAGCCACUGCUGCGGCCUGCAACUGCUGAAAAGAUGGAGGGGACACACGGAGGCGGUUUUCUGUAACCUGACCCGCGGCGCUCGAGAACAACUGCAGGAAUCCUCAGCAGCUCUGUCUCCGGAGUACCUGGGUCAUUACUACGACGCCCCCACGUGUCCGACCGCACCGCCUCAGGCCGACGGAGUGUUUUACGUGGAGUUGGCGACGCAGCUUCUCACUGAAGGGUUUGACUUCUCGCUGUGUAACGAACUUCACGCAGAUGUGGGCGGCCCCCUGUGCACGCCCCUGCCGGACGCCCUGAACCCCUGUGAGGACGUGAUGAGUCAGGGGUUCCUCAGGGUGCUGGUGUGGCUGGUCAGUCUUUUGGCCAUUUCAGCGAACCUGCUGGUGAUCUUCAUCCUGCUGAGCAGCCGACAGAAACUGUCCGUCACCCGUUUCCUCAUGGGUCACCUGGCGUUCGCAGACUUCUGUAUGGGGACGUACCUGCUGCUCAUCGCUUCCGUCGACCUCUACACUCACUCCCAUUACUACCACUAUGCUAUCGCCUGGCAAACAGGAAGUGGCUGUAACCUAGCAGGGGCGUUAUCAUUGUUUGCCAGUGAGCUGUCCGUGUACACGUUAACUUUAAUCAGCCUUCAGCGCUGGCACGCCAUCUUCUUCGCCAUGAGGCCAGACAGGAGGAUGAGGCUACGCCACGCGGCCGUACUGAUGCUCGCCGGCUGGUUGCUGUGCGUGAUCCUCGCUCUGCUUCCUCUGGUUGGCGUGAGCAGUUACCAGAGGGUGAGCAUCUGUUUACCGAUGGACACGGACACGGCGGCUGCUCAGGCGUACGUGGUCUCCGUCCUGAUGAUUAACGUCACAGCGUUCGUGGUGGUCUGCUUGUGUUACCUCCACAUCUACUGUAUGGUGCACAACCCCCAGCACCAGUCCAGCAGGUGCGACACCAGCAUGGCCAAACGCAUGGCCGUCCUCAUUUUCACCAGCUUCCUGUGUCUGGCUCCCAUUUGCUUUUACGGUUUGUCUGCAGCUUUCCACCGGCCACUGAUGACCGUCACCGAUUCCAAGGUGCUGCUGGUUCUUUUCUACCCUCUCAACUCUUGUGCUCACCCGUUUUUAUACGUUAUCCUGACGAAAGCCUUUCACCGAGACAUCCGGAUGCUGCUGAGCCGGGUGGGACUGUGUCAGUGGAGAGCACAUCUCUACUGAGGUAUCACCCCCCCCACAUCCCAGAACAGAGGUUCAGGACUCACCAGGCUGCGAGACGCCCUGACGCUGCCUGGACAUGGGAUCACUCUUUUCAUGUGGUUGUAGAUUUGAAGAGCAACAUUUUCUCUCCUAUAUAAAGGAAACUGUAAAUGUCAAUAAUCUCCAUUAUUGGAUUCACUGUCAUCAAGUUGAACCAAACCCUGUGUUGCCUAUAUUUUCAUAUUCUUGUAUCAGAAAACUCCAAGUUAAAGAGUAAUGCUGAACUGUAGAUCAGAUAACAAGACCUAGAGGGCGCUGUUCCUCAGUAAAAGUUACAUAGUGUUGCUUUAAUGCCUUGUUUUUUAAGUUCCUGGAUCAAAAUCCAGUUUGAUGGCUUCCAGUUCCAAGUUUCUGUUUUCAUAUUCAGAAAUCAAUUUGUGUUUGCACAGAAAUCCUCAAUUUCACACAAUUUCAUCCACAUUACUAAGUUUUAUUUCUGCAGUUACGCCUUCUGUCCAGCCUCUGAAUCAGAGACUUGUGUAAACUGGUCUCGCUCUAGUUUGAAAACUCUGGGUUUGUGUUUCAGUCUGAACAGAAACUGAGACUUUAGUAAACGA
Molecule: messenger RNA, 2652 nt
Organism: Hippoglossus stenolepis (Pacific halibut)
Lineage: Eukaryota; Metazoa; Chordata; Actinopteri; Pleuronectiformes; Pleuronectidae
Product: thyrotropin receptor
Exons: 11
Coding region: 23-2056 (677 amino acids)
Biological process (GO): G protein-coupled receptor signaling pathway
Cellular component (GO): membrane
Molecular function (GO): protein binding; thyroid-stimulating hormone receptor activity
Source: RefSeq, a predicted model, not a curated record